CAGCUACCCACGUGCCAUGUGCAUCGUGCUCCUAAAUGCGUUGGAUGCGGUUAGGUGAAAAAUCGUGAUUUGUACAGAUUAAAAAGUUCAGUAUUUUCUCAAUAACCUACAAAGCGCGUACUAGUAGUUUUUUAAAUUCAAGUAAGCCGGCUGAAUUAAAACACGAUGACAAUGGAAAGUUUCCCACGAGGAGGAAAAAAACUUAAUGUAAAAAAAUCUUUAGAUCUAUUGGAUAAAAAGCGUCAGCAGAAGAAAAAACAUAAAACCCAAACAAUAAAAGGGAACAAUAAAAGUACAGAGGACACAUUUCUUCUCAAUGUAGUACACUGUUUACGUAAACAGGAUAUACAGGAAGAAAUGACGAUUCUUGGUCGAGUUGAUAAUGUAAAAAGAGAUGACAUAGUUGUGUCUCUACCUGGUGGUAAUUUAGGAAUUGUAACGCCUUUCGAUCUCAGCCGAUCGUAUUCAAACGGGAUCAAACUUAUAUCUGACACCAGUACGGAUCCGACUCAUUUACUUGAAUUUCAACCUAUAUCAAACCUGUAUAAUCUUGGUGAUUACGUAGUAUGUUAUAUCAAGAGAAAACAUAGUGAAAAUAACAAGAUUUCUGUAUCUCUGGAUCCACAGUUAAUAAAUCAAAAAGUUUCUAGUAGUUUUCUCGCAAAAGGUGCAAAAAUUGUUUGCACCAUUAUGAGCGUGCAAGAGAAUGGAUAUGUGAUUGACACGGGUAUGAUUAAUGUCAAAGCAUUUUUAGCUAGCGAGAAUAUUGACGACGGGAAGUCUUACUUACCAGGUAAUCAACUGUUUUGCGUCGUUAAGAAGAUAAAAACGGCAGAUCAUGUUUCUAUCGUUCAACUGACAGCCAAGAAGAAGACAAUUGAUAAAGUCAGCACGUACGACACGAUGUUCUUAGACAGUGUAACACCUGGAACGCAAUUGUCCCUUCGCAUUGUGAAGCGUAUCAAGAAUGGCUUCCAAGUUGCAUUCGGAGAAAAUAACAUCGGUUACGUACACGACCUGUACUUGGACAAAGACAUAAGUAAAUACGAAAACGAUAUGGAAGUUACCGGCAUGUUAUUGUACGUGCUACCCAUUGUGAAACUGGCGUAUUUUUCUUUAUUGAUCAACGAUCGUAAACAGAAAUUCAAUUACGGCGAUAUCGUAAAUAAGGCCGAAGUUUUGCAAAUAAGAGAAAAGGAAGGGAUAUUGGUCGGAUUGCCUUCAUCCUCUGACAAACCGUCCGUAAACCGUGCUUUUGGAUUAGUACCUCGAUACAAAAUUGGCGUUCCGUUUGAGAAGAUACCGACCACCUUCGCACCGGGUACCACACAUAAAUGCAGAAUAAUUGGAUACAGGUGGAUGGAACAGCUUCACUUGUGUUCGAUGGAAUACCUACUCUUGAAGGCAAAACUCAUUUCCGAUCUUAAAAUUGGCGACGUUGUCAAGGUACAAAUCACGGAUGUUAACGACAAAAAUCACGUAUUCGUGAAAACAGAAUUUAUUCGAGGUUUUGUACCACCGGAACAUGUGUCUGAUAACUAUAUUGGUCUCACCAACGCAGUGCGCAAGCUUAUCGGUAAAUCUGUUCAUGCGAAAGUUUUGAGUAUAGAUACUUGGACGUCUUGGGUAAAGUUUACCUUAAAAAACUCACUAAUACACAGCGAUUUUCCAAUUCUAUGCGACAUUUCGCAGGCAAAAUGCGGAUCGAUAUAUCACGGUACAGUGGUGAAAGUUGAAGAAAAUUGCUCGAUCAUCAGAUUUUAUGGAGAUGUUAAAGGAAUUGUGCCGCACAUCGCGGGUUCAGGCAAUAUGUAUAAUCGCAUCAUUGGCGAAACUGUUGCAGUGCGCGUUAAAUCAAUAGAUGAGAAAAAAAAGAAAAUGAAAUUGGAGUUUGUUCCUGAAGAACCGGAGGAUGUUGAGAGCUGUUUUUCUGUCGGACAACCAGUUGAAGGGAUAAUUAUUGGACAACGGGAAUUCGAAGACAUGAACGGAAUGCUUACCGUACAAUUAUGCAAUAAAGACGGAUCACACGAAAACGGUUUCUUACCGGCUGGUCAUAUGGCCCCGUGUAUUAAGCUCGGUUGUAAAUUGAUGCGGGGGUACAAACUCGGAGAUACAAUUAAAGCUAUUGUUUUCGCUACAAAGCCAGAGUUACUGUUGUCACGUACUUUCAUACCUAUACCUGAAGAAAGUAGUUUCAAUUUGUUGAAAGUAGGCUCUUCAAUUCUAUGUUCAGUCUACGAUUCAUUGCAAAACAUCGUGAGAGUUGUUUUGCCCGUUCAGGAUUACGAUAAAUAUGGAAGUGUGUCAAAACGGGACACCAGCAACUUCAAACUGUUGCAGAAACAUCAGUUACUAUAUGCCGGAAUUAAAGCUAUUAACAAACGAGAGAAGCGAUUACAUCUGACGCUGAAUUUGACCGACAUUUGGGAAAGUACGCUUAACAAUGACAUGAAAAUACAUGCGUCAGUGGACGUGUUAGCGAUGUAUCUCAACAAAAUGAGAGAAUUAGACCAACUGAUCGGAGACCAUCCGCUUGCAAAGAUAACUUUAGGUCAGAAAGUUUCUGGCGCAGUUGUGAGUUGCAAUAGCGAUGGUGUUGAGAUACACGUGUGUGACGGAGUCAAGGCUAUCGCAAAGAAGGAACACAGUUACGGUAACUAUGAAAUGGGACAAUUAGUGAACGGUGUAGUCCUUUGGAAAGACGACUGUCUUUACGUGUCACUGGUACCGGGAGUAAUAAACAGCAUCAGCCCGAAACAAGAUAAGCUGCCCGCACUUCCCCUCGGGAUUACGUUGAGAGCCAACAUUCUAAUGAUAACCGAGUGGUUCGUACUUGUGCUCGUGAAACGCGAAAAUUUGAGAUAUCUGGCGUGUCUACCUGUCCGACGACAUUUAAAUCACAUGUUUCCCGAUUUGAAAUGUUACAAAGUUUAUGCAAAAGUUCGCGUGUAUUGUGUAGCAGACAGAGACGAGUCCUCUCUCGUGCCAAUCUGCAUGCUGAAGUCGGAAUUUGAAAAUUUGAGAUCUAUGAGCAAAACAGUGUCGAAGUCAAGUUGCGACCUAAAAAGCAAACUGUCGAAGAGAAAGAAACUACCCGAAGAAAACGAUGUGACUCGUUCAAAGAAGAUGAAAAAAAUCUGAAAACUUUGGAAGAAGAGCGAAGAAAGCGACAAUUUCAAAACAAGAAAUGAGAAACAAAGACACGAUGUGUUAGAAAAAUAAAUACAUGUUGAAGAAUAUUUUUUCGCGUGUACUUUUUCG
This is a messenger RNA of Pseudomyrmex gracilis, 3264 nucleotides long. RefSeq names its product protein RRP5 homolog. Gene Ontology annotation, biological process: rRNA processing. The transcript is spliced from 5 exons. Lineage: Eukaryota; Metazoa; Arthropoda; Insecta; Hymenoptera; Formicidae. Gene Ontology annotation, molecular function: RNA binding. Bases 166 to 3144 code for a protein of 992 amino acids. The record is from RefSeq and is a predicted model, not a curated record. Gene Ontology annotation, cellular component: nucleolus; small-subunit processome.